Rotaria sp. Silwood2 is the source of this 300-nucleotide messenger RNA. The record is from the annotation of a GenBank genome assembly. NCBI's taxonomy places the organism in Eukaryota, Metazoa, Rotifera, Eurotatoria, Philodinida, Philodinidae.
AUGUCAAUUUAUUUCUUUAAAUAUAAUGGUAUUCAAACAACAAUUACUCAACUAAGAAACUUAUAUCCGUAUAGAUAUACGGUGGUUCGUAUAAUUUAUGCAGGUAGUUAUGCCAUGCUGGGUGAAUGGGUACAUAUUCAAAAAGAAGAUAUUGGUAGUGAAAUUUUACCUGAAGCACAACUGUGGACAAAUAUUUCUUGUGCUAUUACAUUAAUUCUUAUCUUUGUUUUUACACUGGAUGCGGAGGUGGAAAGUCAAGUAAAUGGUCUAGAGAUGGAAGUUCUUGCAAGUGAUGAUUGA